AUGGCAUCCUCGCAGUACUGCAGAGCUGGUCCCGUCAUCUUUACUCUCGUCCCGCUCAACAUGAACUCUCUCGAGGCUCUAGAAGACUUCCGCAACAGACGUUUCUGCGAAAGACCCGGUCAAGAGACACUUCCAGACGAGAUUUACAUCACCUUCAACCCCCAUCGCCCUGAAGGUAUCUAUCCGUCUACAAUCGGCCGCGCAGGGGACAUCAGGCUACCCAGAACAUUCCCCGCGAGCAUCCAGUGCGCUUUCGAAAUCCACAAAGACACCGGAGAGGUAAUGCUUGUGGAUAAAUCGCCUGAUCAGAGUUGCUAUGUGCGCUACUCAACCAACACCGAUGAGAUACUGGAUUUCACAGAUUUCGGAGCCAUGGUCAUCUGUCCGCAUGCCCACGAAAUCAUACUCCACUUCGGAGAGGGAGAAAGUGAUUCUUGGAUGCUGUGGGCUAUUAAUUGGUGGCAUAUGCCAGGGCCAGUCGACAUGGAGGCUUGGGCAGCCCAAGUAGGUUUCCAUGCUCGGAUCGGACAAAACAUGACACUCCAAAGCAUUCCACCAACAAGACGUUUGGAUUUCGACGGUGCUAACCGGGAGAACCGGUAUCUUCCACGUGACAACAUCAAACGUAAACCUGGCACAAUAGUCACCAAGGGCAUCGAUGCACUCACUGGCCAUCUUGUGGCUAUCAAGACAGUCAAAGACAGAAAACCGGGUCGCUAUCGCUUGGAGGGAGAGGCAAUAAAGGAACUAUCCACCGAUUUGAACCAUUCUCAUGUGAUGGAAUUUCUCCAAGUCGAAAUCAAGACAGACCACUUUGAACUCGUCAUGGAGCUACAGGAUGGCAAUGUCUAUGAACUCGCGCGCAAUGAGAAGUUCGCGGAUGCCCGAAACUUGUUCCAGUUUGGAGAUAACGUUGGUCGACCUCUAAUGCACCAGAUGUUACAAGCCCUGGACUAUCUUUGCUGGAAAGACAUCACCCACCGGGACGUUAAGCCAAGCAACAUCCUAUAUCGCCGCAUCGACAAGCACACCUACCACUACCGUCUUACUGACUUUGGCAUGGCGACAACGGCCCCCCACCCGCGUCGUGGUGAUGGGGAUUCAAUGUUCAUGCCGCCCGAGGUUUUGUAUCUGGAUGGUGACCACACGACUAAGAUUGAUAUCUGGUCGCUCUGUGUUUCGUUUUGUUGUAUUUUCGGCUUCAAGCUAACCUUGAGCGACAAAUUCGAAGUUUAUGACAAGCACGGCCGCGUUCAUCCAGAUUGGAUCCCUGUUCUCGAGACCAUGGUGGUUGUGGACUCCAACAACCGUGUUUCAGCUGGUGAUGUGCUGACGGAGAUGUUUGAAGGAGUUGGGCGAGUCACUGCUGAGUGA
Fusarium poae is the source of this 1374-nucleotide messenger RNA. RefSeq lists its product as uncharacterized. Bases 1 to 1374 code for a protein of 457 amino acids. Gene Ontology annotation, cellular component: nucleus. NCBI's taxonomy places the organism in Eukaryota, Fungi, Ascomycota, Sordariomycetes, Hypocreales, Nectriaceae. The record is from RefSeq and is a predicted model, not a curated record. Gene Ontology annotation, molecular function: ATP binding; protein serine/threonine kinase activity. Gene Ontology annotation, biological process: mitotic DNA damage checkpoint signaling; protein phosphorylation. The transcript has 2 exons.